Molecule: messenger RNA, 3173 nt
Organism: Sinocyclocheilus grahami
Lineage: Eukaryota; Metazoa; Chordata; Actinopteri; Cypriniformes; Cyprinidae
Product: syntaxin-binding protein 5-like
Exons: 21
Coding region: 1-2736 (911 amino acids)
Biological process (GO): exocytosis; Golgi to plasma membrane transport
Cellular component (GO): plasma membrane; cytoplasm; SNARE complex
Molecular function (GO): GTPase activator activity; syntaxin binding; myosin II binding
Source: RefSeq, a predicted model, not a curated record
AUGAGUGAGGCGAUCCAUUCUGUGGCCUGGCACCACGAGGGGAAGCAGUUUAUCUGUAGUCACUCAGAUGGCACACUGACCAUAUGGAAUAUAAAGUCCCCAGCCAAGCCCGUACAGACAAUCACGCCACAUGGAAAGCAGCCUAAAGAUGGAAAAAAGCCAGAGCCUUGCAAACCCAUUCUUAAAGUAGAGUACAAGACCACGAGAGCAGGGGAUCCAUUUAUGAUCUUCUCUGGUGGUUUGUCGUAUGACACUGUUGGUCGACGGCCAUGCUUGACAGUAAUGCAUGGAAAGAGCACGGCAGUAUUGGAGAUGGAUUAUUCCAUUGUAGAUUUCCUCACCCUGUGUGAAACGCCAUAUCCUAAUGAUUUUCAGGAACCAUAUGCUGUAGUGGUCCUCCUCGAAAAGGAUUUAGUUGUUAUUGACCUUGCACAAAACGGUUACCCUAUCUUUGAAAAUCCUUAUCCCAUGAUGAUUCAUGAGUCUCCUGUGACGUGUUGUGAGUACUUAGCCGAUUGUCCUGUGGACCUCAUACCUGCACUUUACUCUGUCGGGUCUCGCCAGAAACGACAGGGCUACAGCAAAAAGGAAUGGCCUAUCAGUGGCGGAAACUGGGGCCUGGGCACACAAAGCUACCCUGAAAUAAUAAUAACUGGGCAUGCAGAUGGUUCAGUGAAGUUCUGGGAUGCAUCAGCAAUAAUGCUCCAGGUGCUGUAUAAGCUGAAGACAGCUAAGGUGUUUGAGAAGGCACGCUGUAAGGAGGAGAAACCCAGCACAGAGAUUGUGGAUGAGGACCCGUUUGCCAUUCAGUUGAUGUCUUGGUGUCCCGAGAGCCGCAUGCUUUGUGUGGCUGGUGUCUCUGCCCAUGUCAUCAUAUACAGGUUCAGCAAACAGGAAAUCACCACAGAAGUUGUGCAGUUACUGGAGGUCAGGUUACAGUAUGAGCUGAAUGAUCUGGAGUCUCCAGAAGGGGGAGGAGAUCAGACACCAGCUCCUCCCACACCAAGCACCUCCCCUAGUCCACAAACUGCCGCUCCUCAGACAUACACCUCCACUAGCAGCAACUCAUCAGAUGGGAUCCGAGACAACAUACCCUGCCUCAAGGUGCGCUGCAGUCCUCUGAAGCAGUCUCCAGGGUAUCAGGUGGAGCUGGUGGUACAGCUGGUGUGGGUCAGUGGAGAGCCGCCCCAGCAGAUCAGCAGCUUGGCCAUCAACUCCUGCUAUGGCUUGGUGGUAUUUGGCAAUAGCAAUGGUCUGGCAGUAGUGGAUUACUUACAGAAGACUGUUCUGUUGAAUCUGGGAACUGUGGAAUUGUACAGCUCUAAUGACCCAUAUCAGAGACAACUGCGAUCUCCCCGCAAGAGCCGACAGCCUUCUGGAGGGCUUUGUGACAUUAGCGAGGGCUCAGCCACCUCAGAGGAUCGCUGCAAAUCCCCCACCUCAGUCUUCAUGUCAAACCAUCAGCAAUUCUACAAUGGAGGAGGGAGAGGAGCAAAGAUGUCACGGAAAUUAAGCUUGCCUACUGAGCUAAAGCCAGACUUGGUCCUACUCUCUGUAUGUCCCCCGCGGGGUUCCAUACCCCUAGACAACAGGGACAACUCCUUCAGCCGCUCACGGAGCUCCAGUGUGACCAGUAUUGACAAGGAAGCACGAGAGGCCGUCACAUCUUUCCAUUUCUGUGAGACAUACAACCGCAAAGCAGAUGGCGGACUUACACCUAGUCUGUGGGUUGGCACGUCUUUGGGCACAGUCUUGGCAAUCUCUCUCAACAUGCCCCCUGCUGGAGAGCAGAGGCUUCUGCAGCCAGUCAUGGUCUCUCCUUGUGGUACUCUUGUCAGGUUGAAGGGUAGCAUCCUCCGGAUGGCUUUCCUAGAUUCUACAGGGUCUCUACUCCCUUCUGCUUUUGAGCCAUGGUACGAACCCAACGCCCCGGCCAACGGAGAGGAGCGGGACAAGGCCCGUAAGAGACGGCCGGUGUCUGUGUCCCCAUCCACAUCCCAGGAACUGAAUGAAAACCAGUAUGCUGUGGUGUGCUCUGAGAAACAGGCCAAAGUCAUAUCCCUGCCCUCUCAGACCUGUGUAUUUAAACACAGCAUCACCGAAACAUCUUUUGUGCUGCGGGCAGAUGUGGUACAGAUGAACACUGGCAUUUGUGUGGCCUGCUUCUGUGCCAAUGGACACAUCAUGACCCUCAGUCUGCCAGGGUUGAGACCACUGCUGGAUGUAAAUUACCUACCUCUGACAGAUAUGCGGAUAGCGAGAACAUUCUGCUUCACCAAUCUCGGCCAGGCCUUGUACCUGACCUCCCCUACUGAGAUCCAGAGGAUCACCUACAGCCAGGAGGUCUGCGAGAACUUACAGGAGAUGCUAGGUGAGCUGUUUACUCCAGUGGAGACGCCUGAAGCUCCUAACAGAGGAUUCUUUAAGGGUCUUUUUGGAGGAGGAGCACAGUCUCUAGACAGAGAAGAGCUCUUCGGCGAGUCAGGAGCCGGAAAAGCACCACGCAGUCUCGCUCAGCACAUUCCAGGUCCUGGGGGUAUAGAAGGCAUGAAGGGGGCAGCGUCAGGCAUCGUGGGUGAUCUAGCUCGAGCUCGGAUAGCGCUGGAUGAGAGAGGGCAAAAACUGAGUGAGGUGGAAGAGCGGACGGCAGCCAUGAUGGCCAGCGCUGACUCAUUCUCCAAACACGCUCAUGAGAAGAUGCUAAAGUGUAAGGAUAAAAAAUGGUACCAGUUCUGAUCUCCGCAAAAAAGCAGAGCCCAAAGGGACUCAGGAGUUCUCCUACACAGCCUUGUUCAUCUGUAAUCCUUCUUCCACUCCUGUCUUUAUCUCUCCUCUGCUGGACCAGUGGGAUCCCUCGCUCUUUCCUAGCACAAUGUUAAAUACAGUCUGCUUACAGAACUGCAGCACAGACUGAGAGCAGCCCCAAUCUGAGGAAUACCAUACCACGAUGGCGUCCACUCUUCGGUUUUUGUUUGUUUGUUUAAUAGCGCCAAUCCUCUCUCAUGACGGCUGGGCUUUGCACGCCCUGAAAUUCCAUUUCUUCUCUCAGUCUUUGAAUUGUUUUCGUGCUGUAGUUUUUUGCAAUCAUGUCCUGCCUCCCGCAUCAGAGAGCAGUAAAUAGUCAAAAAAGACAGACUAAACAAAAAAUACAAUAACUAAACAACAAACAUCAU